GAUCAAUACAAAGUUAAUCAAUCAUAUUGUAUCAAUACAAAGGGUGUGGCCUGUUAUAACAGCCACUCAUUUUCAGAUAUCUUUCACACACAACAAACACACACUUCUCUUUUCUGGUUAGAGGUUUAGAUCUUGUAUUCAGUUCAGUUUGUUUUGUGUUAAAUAUGGAUCCAUACUUGAAGAUAUUUUUGCAGCCGUUUGAACAUCUUAAGAUCCGACUGGACGAGAUAACAAGAGCCACCAACAACUUCGACGAUGAGAAGUGUAUCGGACGUGGCGGUUUCGGGAAAGUUUAUAAAGGUGAAUUGUUAUGCAUGGGAGAGCCGACGAUGGCUGCGAUUAAGCGUCUGGACCGUAGGCACGGACAAGGAACACCCGAGUUCUUGAAAGAGAUCACGACUCUUUACAAUUACUAUCACGAUAAUCUUAUCUCUCUUCUGGGAUUUUGUUGCGAAGCGCAUGAGAUGAUCCUGGUGUACGAGCUUGCAUCUCGGGGAAGCCUUGACCGCCAUUUGAAGUCCUCUCAUCUCACGUGGACACAACGUAUCAAGAUAUGCAUUGAUGUUGCCAAGGGGUUAAGCUACCUUCAUGAUCCAAGGGAGAAACACCAAAGACUUAUCCACUGUGACGUUAAAAGCGCUAACAUCCUUCUCGAUGAGCAAUGGAAUGCUAAACUUUCUGACUUCGGGUUAUCAAUAAAGGGGUCAGCUAACGAGCAGCAAUCGGUCGUUGUCACCUUUGCAUCAGGUACCCCUGGGUACUGUGACCCGCAGUAUGCGUGGACGCACACCUUAACCAAAGGGUCAGACGUAUACUCUUUCGGCGUGGUCUUAUUUGAGGUUUUAUGUGGGACAUUAUGCUCUACAUAUAGCAAUGGUGGUGGUCAGCAGAUUUUAGUGCCCACGUGGAUCGAAAGCUAUAAACGGAAGAAGCUAAACGAUAUCAUCUUUAAAAGUCCGACCAUUCAACCAUUGGAUCAGAGUGCUUUAGAAAAACUUUCGGACAUUGCAUAUCGAUGUUUGAAGGAUUCUCGUGACCAGCGACCUAAUAUGGCCGAGGUUGUGACAGAACUUGAGACUGCACUUGAAGGUCAAGUGUUGAGUGAAUCGAAAUUGCCCUUUGAUUACAAAGAGAUAAUUAAGGCUUCUCGGUUUGAUCUGGACAACAUGUCGAAAGAUGAACUUAGGGAACUUCUGUACAAAGGAGUCCUCCUUAACGACGAUUAUACGUGGUUUUCAUUAAAUACAAGGGGAGAACACUGUGUAAUGAUAUCUUGUGGAGAGUGUGUUUUACCAAGUGCACGUGAGAGUUAUCCAUGGUCUUCCGGAUAUAAUUCAAGAUUUGCUGUGGGCACCUAUCAUUCAGUGAUUGGAAGAUUCAGAACACGUGUAAAAACUCAAUUAUUGUCACCACUAAUCACAUACAAGGUGAACCUUGUGUUCAAAUUUAUGCUCCCAGAAAGGAUGAGCAAAUGUAAACUUAUAUCCCUAAAGUACAAAUUACUUGGGGAGAGAAAAUAUUCAACUUCAUAUUUUGCGUAUGCGAGAGAAGAUGGAUGGUGGAUGGCUGAAUUGUAUCGAUUUACUAGUGACGGGAGAUCUAUUGAUCUUGAUAUUCUAUUUGAUGGAUCCGAUCGUGAUUUUCCUGUCAUAGAAAUAGAAGGAAUCGAGUUUCGGCCCUUGGAGAAAGAACCCAUAUCAGAUUCGGAUGCAAAUUGGAAACAAAAGUUGCCAAUUGAUUAUAAAGACAUACUUAAACUCUCAAAAAAUAGUGUGAAAUCUACAACGGAGAAGGAGGUGUACUCAACUUUUUGUAGAGGGUUUUUAAUCAAUGAUGGUCAAGAGUGGUUUUCUCUUGACAAAAAUGGGAAGAAAUGUUAUAUGCAAUCAGCAAGAGCUCCUUCCAUAGAUGGCGAGAUAUGUCGCCGGUUUUUACCCAAUUCAAGAUUUAAAGAAACCGUUGAGGUGAUGAACGGUUUUGAAUUUAAAAUCCAUAUCACAAUCAAUCCCCAACUAGUAUCAUCUCAAACAACAUAUGGAAGUUAUCUUGUCUACAAAUUACCAAGAGACCAAUCCAGAUAUGAGGCUCCAAUAGAAGUAAUGGAUGAAGAGUUGAGUGAGGCUACUCGGUACAUCUAUUUAGUAACUCCUCAAUUCCCAGUUAUUAGAACAAAUGCCUACCAGUACACCCGCAACCCUUCGAAUAAAAAAGGCUUUCCAGAACAUAGGGACGACGGUUGGAUGGAAGUACAAGUUUAUGAAUUCAAAACCGAUACUACCUCCGACAUGAUUCAUUUCAGUCUUAAAUUGACCUUUUGUGCUUCCAAGCCACUUAGGGGGCUUAUUAUUGAAGGCCUUGAGUAUAGACCCGUAUAGAUUCAGGAACUGACAGCAUAAAUGAUUGACACAUGAAGUGACGAGUAUGCGAAAAAAAUGGAAUAUAAGAUUUCGUCUUUAGAAACAUAUUUUGAUUAUGUUUUUAUUUUAGUUUGUCAAUUGUUUUGUUACAGUUUAAUAUUUUGAUUAUGUUUUCUAUUUCAUUUAAGCCUUUAGUAAACUAUACAUAAUGCUUCACUCACUACAUUAGCUAGCUUCUAAAUGAGGCUCAUUUGUAAAUCUCCUAUUUGUUUUAUCUAAACUUUUCUUAAUGAUUAAUACGUA
Helianthus annuus (common sunflower) is the source of this 2660-nucleotide messenger RNA. RefSeq names its product serine/threonine-protein kinase CDG1. Gene Ontology annotation, biological process: protein autophosphorylation. Lineage: Eukaryota; Viridiplantae; Streptophyta; Magnoliopsida; Asterales; Asteraceae. Gene Ontology annotation, cellular component: plasmodesma; plasma membrane. The transcript is spliced from 6 exons. Bases 165 to 2375 code for a protein of 736 amino acids. Gene Ontology annotation, molecular function: transmembrane receptor protein tyrosine kinase activity; ATP binding. The record is from RefSeq and is a predicted model, not a curated record.